Molecule: messenger RNA, 1670 nt
Organism: Adelges cooleyi (spruce gall adelgid)
Lineage: Eukaryota; Metazoa; Arthropoda; Insecta; Hemiptera; Adelgidae
Product: tubulin alpha-1 chain-like
Exons: 3
Coding region: 141-1493 (450 amino acids)
Biological process (GO): mitotic cell cycle; microtubule cytoskeleton organization
Cellular component (GO): cytoplasm; microtubule
Molecular function (GO): structural constituent of cytoskeleton; GTP binding
Source: RefSeq, a predicted model, not a curated record
UCAGCCAUCAAUUUGUGUUUGGACGUGAGAGAAGCCGCUUUGAUCGCUUCUCGUUUGAACCAUAACGUUCCUUAAAACUUCUCAAAAACUUUUUGACUAUUUCAAUUUGUUCCUCUCGUUAAACGACAAAACUAUUCAAAAUGCGUGAGUGUAUAUCCGUACACGUUGGUCAAGCUGGAGUCCAGAUAGGUAAUGCCUGCUGGGAAUUGUACUGUUUAGAACAUGGAAUUGCUCCUGAUGGUCAAAUGCCUUCUGAUAAAACCAUUGGUAGUGGAGAUGACAGCUUCAACACUUUCUUCAGCGAGACUGGAUCAGGCAAACACGUGCCCAGAGCUGUAUUUGUUGAUCUUGAGCCAACUGUCGUUGAUGAAGUCAGAACUGGAACAUACCGUCAAUUGUUCCACCCCGAACAAUUGAUAACUGGCAAAGAGGACGCCGCCAACAACUACGCUCGUGGACAUUACACUAUCGGAAAAGAAAUUGUUGAUGUUGUUUUGGACAGAGUCAGGAAAUUAGCAGACCAAUGUACUGGUCUUCAAGGUUUCUUGAUCUUCCACUCUUUCGGAGGCGGUACUGGAUCUGGAUUCACAUCAUUGUUGAUGGAAAGAUUGAGCGUCGACUACGGAAAGAAGAGUAAAUUGGAAUUCGCCAUCUACCCUGCACCUCAAGUGUCCACAGCUGUUGUCGAGCCUUACAACUCAAUUUUGACCACACACACAACUCUCGAACACAGUGACUGUGCUUUCAUGGUCGACAACGAAGCAAUCUAUGAUAUUUGUCGUCGUAAUCUUGACAUUGAACGUCCAACUUACACCAACUUGAACCGUCUCAUUGGUCAAAUUGUGUCCUCCAUUACGGCUUCUCUGCGUUUCGAUGGUGCCCUUAAUGUUGACUUGACCGAGUUCCAGACCAAUUUGGUACCAUACCCACGUAUCCAUUUCCCCUUGGUGACAUACGCACCAGUCAUCUCUGCUGAAAAAGCAUACCAUGAACAAUUAUCGGUGUCCGAAAUCACAAACGCUUGCUUCGAACCAGCUAACCAAAUGGUGAAAUGUGACCCGCGUCAUGGCAAGUACAUGGCGUGUUGCAUGUUAUACCGUGGUGAUGUUGUACCCAAGGAUGUCAAUGCUGCGAUUGCUUCAAUCAAGACCAAGAGGACAAUCCAAUUCGUUGACUGGUGUCCAACUGGUUUCAAAGUCGGAAUCAACUACCAGCCUCCCACUGUUGUCCCUGGUGGUGACUUGGCCAAGGUGCAGCGUGCCGUAUGCAUGUUGUCCAACACCACAGCUAUUGCCGAAGCUUGGGCCAGGUUGGACCACAAGUUCGACUUGAUGUACGCCAAACGCGCUUUCGUCCACUGGUACGUUGGAGAAGGUAUGGAAGAAGGUGAAUUCUCCGAAGCUCGUGAAGAUUUGGCUGCUUUGGAAAAGGACUACGAAGAAGUUGGUAUGGACUCCGUAGAAGGCGAAGGUGAAGGUGGUGAAGAAUAUUAAGUCACUUAAUCUUCCCUAAUUUCAACUCAAUAUUUGCUUCAUCAUACUUGAAAAAAAAUUUAUAACAACUAGAAGUUUGUUUUAUUUCAAGCAAAUAUUGUAUUUGAAAGAUUUAAUUUUUAUACACAUUUUUUUACUAAUUAUAAUUUAAUUAAAGAAACAGAAACUGAAUAAUAA